Molecule: messenger RNA, 5200 nt
Organism: Eubalaena glacialis (North Atlantic right whale)
Lineage: Eukaryota; Metazoa; Chordata; Mammalia; Artiodactyla; Balaenidae
Gene: ABCC9
Product: ATP binding cassette subfamily C member 9
Exons: 41
Coding region: 403-5052 (1549 amino acids)
Biological process (GO): potassium ion transport; transmembrane transport
Cellular component (GO): membrane
Molecular function (GO): ATP binding; sulfonylurea receptor activity; ABC-type transporter activity
Source: RefSeq, a predicted model, not a curated record
GGUCUCCAGUCCCAGGCGCGGCGUUCGCUCGGGGCUUCUUCCCAGUUUCCUGCCUCGGAGUCGCCGCGUCCGCCUCAGCCCAGAGCAGUUUGUGCAAUUGAGAAACUCGAUAGGAGGCAGCAGCUGAUCUCCCACCACCCUAAAAAUAAUCCGCUCGGCGCCCGGCGUGCUUCGGCCAGGGGAGGAAAACGCUGCCUUCGGAGUAAGAGUUCUGCGUCCUGCUUUGAAUUUUACACUUAAGACAGUGUAGGAAGCCGGUGUUUCGAAGGUAGUGCAAGUGCACCAGUAGGGGUUUGAAGCAGCGUCAAGCGAUUGCCCAAGGAAAAAAUAUGAUUCGUGACCAUUGGUAAAUCAAUUAUCAAUGAAAGGGAAGAGAGAAAAGAGUAAACUAUAUAAGAAGAAAUGAGCCUUUCAUUCUGUGGUAACAAUAUUUCUUCAUAUAAUAUCUAUGAUGGUGUGUUGCAAAAUCCCUGUUUUGUGGAUGCCCUCAACCUGGUCCCUCACGUCUUCCUGUUGUUUAUCACUUUUCCAAUAUUGUUUAUUGGGUGGGGGAGUCAAAGCUCAAAAGUACAAAUUCAUCACAAUACAUGGCUUCAUUUUCCUGGACACAACCUGAGAUGGAUUCUUACGUUUGCCCUCCUAUUUGUGCAUGUGUGUGAAAUAGCAGAAGGCAUCGUUUCAGAUUCACGGCGAGAGUCUCGGCAUCUCCACCUCUUCAUGCCGGCCGUGAUGGGAUUUGUUGCCACUACAACAUCAAUAGUAUAUUAUCAUAAUAUUGAAACAUCAAAUUUUCCUAAAUUACUUUUAGCCUUAUUCCUGUAUUGGGUAAUGGCCUUUAUCACGAAAACCAUAAAGUUGGUCAAAUACUGGCAGUCUGGUUGGGGAGUAUCAGACCUGCGUUUCUGCAUCACAGGCAUAAUGGUCAUUUUGAAUGGACUCCUGAUGGCCGUGGAGAUCAAUGUCAUUCGCGUCAGAAGAUAUGUGUUCUUCAUGAAUCCUCAGAAAGUGAAGCCUCCUGAAGACCUCCAGGAUCUGGGUGUGAGAUUUCUUCAGCCGUUUGUGAAUUUACUGUCAAAAGCGACCUACUGGUGGAUGAACACGCUCAUCAUAUCUGCUCAUAAAAAGCCUAUUGAUCUGAAGGCGAUUGGAAAAUUACCAAUAGCAAUGAGGGCGGUAACAAAUUAUGUUUGUUUGAAAGAUGCGUAUGAAGAACAAAAGAAAAAAGUGGCCGAUCAUCCAAAUCGGACUCCAUCUAUAUGGCUAGCGAUGUACACAGCUUUUGGGAGACCAAUUCUACUUAGUAGCACAUUUCGUUAUCUUGCUGACUUACUGGGUUUUGCUGGACCUCUCUGUAUUUCUGGAAUAGUUCAACGUGUGAAUGAAACCCAGAAUGGGACAAAUAACACAACAGGAACUUCAGAAACCCUCUCAUCAAAGGAAUUUCUUGAAAAUGCCUAUGUUCUAGCAGUUCUUCUGUUCUUGGCUCUUAUUCUGCAAAGGACAUUUUUGCAGGCUUCCUACUAUGUAACCAUAGAGACUGGCAUUAAUCUCCGUGGAGCCCUGCUGGCCAUGAUAUACAAUAAAAUCCUGCGGCUUUCUACAUCUAAUUUAUCCAUGGGUGAGAUGACCCUGGGUCAGAUCAAUAACUUGGUUGCCAUUGAAACCAAUCAACUCAUGUGGUUCUUGUUCCUGUGUCCCAAUCUAUGGGCUAUGCCUGUUCAGAUCAUAAUGGGCGUGAUUCUGCUCUACAAUUUGCUUGGGUCCAGCGCGUUGGUUGGUGCUGCUGUCAUUGUGCUCCUUGCGCCAAUUCAGUACUUCAUUGCUACAAAGUUGGCAGAGGCUCAGAAGAGCACUCUUGAUUAUUCCACUGAGAGACUGAAGAAAACAAACGAAAUACUGAAAGGCAUCAAACUUCUAAAGUUGUACGCCUGGGAGCACAUCUUUUGCAAGAGUGUGGAAGAAACAAGAAUGAAAGAACUAUCCAGUCUCAAAACCUUUGCUCUUUAUACAUCACUCUCCAUCUUCAUGAACGCGGCAAUUCCCAUAGCAGCUGUUCUUGCUACGUUUGUGACCCAUGCGUAUGCCAGCGGGAACAAUCUCAAACCUGCAGAAGCCUUUGCUUCACUGUCUCUCUUCCACAUCCUGGUCACCCCUCUCUUCCUGCUCUCCACGGUGGUCAGAUUUGCCGUCAAAGCCAUCAUCAGUGUUCAAAAGCUGAAUGAGUUUCUCUUGAGUGAUGAGAUUGGUGAGGACAGCUGGCUGACUGGGGAAGGUUCUCUUCCAUUUGAAUCCUGUAAGAAACACACUGGAGCCCAGCCAAAAACUAUAAACAGGAAGCAGCCUGGAAGGUAUCACCUGGACAGCUAUGAGCAAUCAACACGACGUCUGCGUCCCGUGGAGACCGAGGAUAUCGCAAUAAAGGUCACAAAUGGGUACUUUUCAUGGGGCAGUGGUUUAGCUACCUUAUCUAAUAUAAAUAUUCGAAUUCCAACAGGUCAGUUAACCAUGAUUGUGGGUCAGGUGGGAUGUGGGAAGUCCUCUCUUCUCCUUGCCAUCCUCGGUGAGAUGCAGACACUGGAAGGAAAAGUUCACUGGAGCAAUGUAAAUGAAUCUGAACCUUCUUUUGAAGCAACCAGAAGUAGGAACAGGUAUUCUGUGGCUUACGCAGCUCAAAAGCCUUGGCUAUUAAAUGCUACAGUGGAAGAAAAUAUUACCUUUGGAAGUCCCUUCAACAAACAGAGGUACAAAGCUGUCACAGAUGCCUGUUCUCUUCAGCCGGAUAUUGACUUACUACCAUUCGGAGACCAAACUGAAAUUGGAGAGAGGGGCAUCAACUUGAGUGGGGGUCAGAGGCAAAGAAUCUGUGUGGCCCGAGCUCUCUAUCAAAAUACCAACAUUGUCUUCUUGGAUGAUCCAUUUUCUGCCUUGGACAUUCACUUGAGUGAUCACUUAAUGCAGGAAGGGAUUUUGAAAUUUCUCCAAGAUGACAAGAGGACACUCGUUCUUGUGACUCACAAAUUACAAUAUCUAACACAUGCUGACUGGAUCAUAGCCAUGAAAGAUGGAAGUGUUCUAAGAGAAGGAACUUUGAAGGACAUUCAAACCAAAGAUGUUGAGCUUUAUGAACACUGGAAAACACUUAUGAAUCGGCAAGAUCAAGAACUAGAAAAGGAUAUGGAAGCUGACCAAACAACUUUAGAGAGGAAAACACUCCGAAGAGCCAUGUAUUCAAGAGAGGCAAAAGCCCAACUGGAGGAUGAAGACGAAGAGGAAGAGGAGGAGGAAGAUGAGGAUGAUAACAUGUCCACUGUAAUGAGGCUGAGGACUAAAAUGCCGUGGAAGACCUGUUGGCGGUACCUCACUUCUGGAGGAUUCUUCUUGCUCUUCCUGAUGAUUUUCUCUAAGCUUUUGAAGCAUUCUGUCAUUGUAGCUAUAGACUACUGGCUGGCCACAUGGACCUCAGAGUACAGUAUAAACAAUACUGGAAAAGCUGAUCAGACCUACUAUGUGGCUGGAUUUAGCAUACUUUGUGGAGCAGGUAUUUUCCUCUGCCUUGUUACAUCUCUCACUGUGGAAUGGAUGGGUGUCACAGCUGCCAAAAAUCUUCACCACAAUCUCCUCAAUAAGAUCAUUCUUGGACCAAUAAGAUUCUUUGAUACCACACCACUGGGACUGAUUCUCAAUCGCUUUUCAGCUGAUACAAAUAUCAUUGAUCAGCAUAUCCCUCCAACUUUGGAAUCUCUAACUCGCUCGACACUGCUCUGCGUGUCUGCCAUUGGCAUGAUUUCUUAUGCUACCCCUGUGUUCCUGGUUGCACUUGUGCCUCUUGGGGUCGCCUUUUAUUUUAUCCAGAAAUACUUCCGCGUGGCCUCUAAGGAUCUCCAGGAACUUGAUGAUACUACCCAGCUCCCUCUGCUUUGCCACUUCUCAGAAACCGCUGAAGGACUCACCACUAUUCGGGCAUUUAGGCAUGAAACCAGAUUUAAGCAACGAAUGCUGGAACUGACAGACACGAACAACAUUGCCUACUUAUUUCUCUCAGCUGCCAACAGAUGGCUAGAGGUCAGAACGGAUUAUCUGGGAGCUUGCAUUGUUCUCACUGCAUCAAUUGCAUCCAUUAGUGGGUCUUCCAAUUCUGGAUUGGUGGGCUUAGGUCUUCUGUAUGCACUUACGAUAACCAAUUAUUUGAAUUGGGUUGUGAGGAACUUGGCCGAUGUGGAGGUCCAGAUGGGGGCAGUGAAGAAAGUGAACAGUUUCUUGACUAUGGAGUCUGAGAACUAUGAAGGCACCAUGGAUCCUUCUCAAGUUCCAGAACACUGGCCUCAGGAAGGGGAGAUCAAGAUUCAUGAUCUGUGUGUCAGAUAUGAAAAUAAUCUGAAGCCUGUUCUUAAACACGUCAAGGCUUACAUCAAACCUGGGCAAAAGGUGGGCAUAUGUGGUCGCACUGGCAGUGGAAAGUCAUCGUUAUCUCUGGCUUUCUUCAGAAUGGUUGAUAUAUUUGAUGGAAAGAUUGUCAUUGAUGGGAUAGACAUUUCAAAACUGCCGCUGCACACACUACGUUCUAGACUUUCAAUCAUUCUGCAGGAUCCAAUACUAUUCAGCGGUUCUAUUCGAUUUAAUUUAGAUCCAGAGUGCAAAUGCACGGAUGACAGACUUUGGGAAGCUCUAGAAAUUGCUCAGUUGAAGAAUAUGGUCAAAUCCCUACCAGGAGGUCUAGAUGCAGUUGUCACUGAAGGUGGGGAGAAUUUUAGCGUUGGACAGAGACAGCUGUUCUGCCUUGCCAGGGCCUUUGUCCGCAAGAGCAGUAUUCUCAUCAUGGACGAAGCGACAGCUUCCAUCGACAUGGCCACAGAAAACAUUUUGCAGAAAGUGGUAAUGACAGCUUUUGCAGACCGCACCGUUGUUACAAUAGCUCAUCGGGUUCACACUAUUCUGACGGCAGACCUAGUUAUUGUGAUGAAGCGAGGAAAUAUUUUAGAAUAUGACACUCCAGAAAGCCUCUUGGCCCAGGAAGAUGGAGUAUUUGCUUCUUUUGUUCGUGCAGACAUGUGAAGGAAUGUCUUAAAACCAUACGUGUAUUUAAAAUAAUGCUGUCAUAACCUACUUAAAGGAUCAUCAGCUUGGCCUUUGGAAAGUGGCAUCUUAAACUUUUAUAUGCUUUUGUGAAGCUUACUUGUUAUGUUGUGGAAUUUUGUAGUUA